Messenger RNA from Fonsecaea nubica, 1473 nucleotides. RefSeq lists its product as hypothetical. NCBI's taxonomy places the organism in Eukaryota, Fungi, Ascomycota, Eurotiomycetes, Chaetothyriales, Herpotrichiellaceae. The record is from RefSeq and is a predicted model, not a curated record. The coding region runs from base 1 to 1473 and encodes 490 amino acids. The transcript is spliced from 2 exons.
AUGUCGGCCAAAGUCAGUCGUCCACUCAAGAAACGACGAGCAAUAUCUCGAAGGACAGAUGACAGUCCUGCUAUACCUCGUGCCUCUACGGCUGGCAAUACCACGGCCAUCUUGUUGGAUUCCAGUGAUGCGAGUCCAGCAGAGGAUGAUCCCUCAAUGGUUCUGGAUGCAUCUCCAUCACCUUGGGAACCACAUGCAGCCGCGCAGGAGGGCUCGUUGCCUGACCAGACUAACCUUUCCUUGAUCAUCAUGGAUGUCCUGGAUCACAGCAACUUCUUUGAACAGUGUUUUGUGGAGAAGUUUGUCGAAUCAAGCACCAGUUCGAGGCUGGGAAUGAAUCCGGUUCGACCACGAUCAUGGGUAUUUGCCCUUCCCAGUCUCUUAUCCGACGCUCAGACACCCUCGGUCAGAUUCUCCAUCCGUGCCGCCAGCUUAAUCUACUUUGCAGUCGUUCAGCACAACAAGAGUGCUGAGGUCGAGGCUGUGCGUUGGUAUCUUGCUGGCCUCGCGAGCCACCGUGGGUUUAUCCAGGGUAGCAACACCGACGCAAAUUCACUCAGGCACGGGUCAACGCCUAUCAGCCCCGAGAUAUCAGUACCCAUGAUGUUUCUCUACUUUGAGACGAUGAAGCGAACCUCUCCUGACGCUUGGGCUCAUCAUAUUGCCGCCGCGGUCACCACCGUGGAGGCGCUAGGCCCCGAUCAUUACCGUGUUGGCCAGGAUCACGCCAUGUUCAGAUCUCUUCGCACGUACGCGGCUUUCAAGGCUCUUCUCAAGAACGACCUUUGCAGCUUCGCAUCGCAAGAAUGGUGUGAAGCACCCUUCACAGACAGCACCAAGAUUGAAUACGAGUUUCUGAUUGACAUCCUCCUCGCCAUUCCUCACCACCUGCUGCUCACUCUAGUACCUGGUGGCGACUUCCGGGACUCUAUCGACAAGAUAGCAAGUCUCAACUACUCGGACGAGCAGACCCUGGAGAGGGAGACUCUCGUUAUCCUCCAGCGCCUGCAGAACUGGUGGUGGCAUUUCACUCGAGAUACCAGCGUCGUCGCCGGUCAACCUGCUACCACCGACCUGAUACAAGCUGCGCCCGACCCUCUGAUGCCUCCGUCGCUCGCUGGACAAUACGUAUUCCCCGACACCCUGACAGCCAAGACCGUCUCGCUGUACGACUCUUUGAUGGUCAUCGUCUACUCUGUACUCGCGUCUCUCGAGGAAUGCAAGUCACCCUCUCCUGAAGGAGUGCUGCUGUCGCCGCUUCAGCGCUACCGUUCCGAGAUCGAACGCCAUUCGUCCUCAGUUUUGAUGGCCGCAUGGUACCAGAACUGGCGCCAUCCUUACUGCGGCGAUGCGUUGCGGACGGGCUUCUCUGUGAAGAUCGUAUCAUGGCUCGGCGCGAACGCAGCGCAAAAGGACGAGGCACGCAGGAUGAUGGUUUUGUGGGGUAUGGAGAGCACAAUUACAGCAAUAUGA